UCAACCCCCACCCCCUGUGCAACCCUCUCUCUCUCUCUCUCUCAUGGAAAACCGAUUCAAACUACGAAUCUCUCGGAUGUUUCGAGCCUCAUUUGGCUCGUGCCGGUCCCGAAACAUCUCCGACGCAGUGGAAAAAGCUGUCUUUGUUCCACAAAACCACCAAAGUUUCCAUAUGCUCGAGCCUUUGUCCCCAAAAGCUCGACCCUUCCCUUCCAUUUGCAGGCCAAAACCGUGUCAAACCCCUGAAACCAUUAACCAAAGCUGCAUAAUCCAAGCCAAAGAUUUACUUCCAAGAAGAAAAAUCUCUGAGCCUCAUUCUCCUUUCGGUUAUUUUAACCCUGAUGGACGAACCUGCCCUCCUGCUUCACCAAUCUUGCCCUUGAGCCCUUUCUACCAUUUCAAACAGAUGAAGAAAGGUUCAGAUAGGAAUAAGAGUAAGAAUAAGAAGAAAAAGAAGAUGAUCCAGAUGAAGAACAAGCAAGGAGAACUCUUUCCCAUUAGCUCUUCUUCUCAAGAUAUGAGUUUUGGUGCUUGGUCGUGGUAUAGUAGCGAAGAAGAAGAGGAAGAGGAAAGAGAGGACGAGACUGACACUCUUUUCUCUUCCAAGUCUCUCUCUUCUGAUUCAUCCGAGUCUCGACGACGUCGUUCUCGUCGGAAAAGGCACGCAGCUCGGCGGAAAAGGUCAGGGACUUUGAGUUCUGAAAUGGGUCCAAUGCCAUUAAAAGGGAAAGUGAAAGAUAGCUUUGCUGUGGUGAAGAAGUCCAGUGAUCCGUACAACGAUUUCAGGCUAUCAAUGGUGGAAAUGAUAGUUGAAAAGCAGAUAUUUGCAGCUAAAGAUUUGGAACAGUUAUUGCAGUGUUUUCUAUCACUGAAUUCGUACCAUCAUCAUAAGGUCAUUGUGGAGGUCUUCAUGGAGAUUUGGGAAGCUUUGUUUUGUAAUUGGUCUUGAAGAAAACUGUCUUUGUUUUCAACGUUUGUUUAUGUUUCUAAG
Messenger RNA from Quercus lobata, 991 nucleotides. Its product is annotated as transcription repressor OFP8. NCBI's taxonomy places the organism in Eukaryota, Viridiplantae, Streptophyta, Magnoliopsida, Fagales, Fagaceae. Gene Ontology annotation, biological process: negative regulation of DNA-templated transcription. The record is from RefSeq and is a predicted model, not a curated record. The transcript is spliced from 2 exons. The coding region runs from base 44 to 949 and encodes 301 amino acids.